This is a messenger RNA of Pelobates cultripes (western spadefoot toad), 8418 nucleotides long. NCBI's taxonomy places the organism in Eukaryota, Metazoa, Chordata, Amphibia, Anura, Pelobatidae. The record is from the annotation of a GenBank genome assembly.
AUGGCGGCGGUGGAGGGUUUGUCCAAGAUCCCUGAGGUGGAUAUUGACCCGGACGGCGUGUUUAAAUACGUGUUAAUCCGGGUCCACGUGAAGCACGGCUCCGAGGAUUACCGAGACAUCGUGCGCGGUUACGGCUGGGCCGAGUACCACGGUGAGCGAGCGCUCCAUGACCCAGCAUGCAUAGCUAGCGGGGCUGCCGCAAGGCAUGCCGGGAGAUGUAGUCCAUGGUAUCAGCAUGCUAUCAGGUCUCCAUGUGACAGCCCUGUGUGUCUCCUAUGGAGGGGACAGGCUGCUCAUCUGACACUUUAACAAUGGCUGUUAUCAUAAAAUCACCUGGGAUCCUCUAACCACAUAGGGAUCCUCUAACCACAGGGGCAGGUUACCCAUAGGGAUCCUCUAACCACAGGGGCAGGUUACCCAUAGGGAUCAGCUAACCCCAGGGGCAGGUUACCCAUAGGGAUCAGCUAACCACAUUGGGAUCAGCUAACCACAGGGGCAGGUUACCCAUAGGGAUCAUCUAACCACAGGGGUAGGUUACCCAUAGGGAUCAGCUAACCCCAGGGGCAGGUUACCCAUAGGGAUCCUCUAACCACAUAGGGAUCAGCUAACCACAUAGGGAUCAGCUAACCACAGGGGCAGGCUACCCAUAGGGAUCAGCUAACCCCAGGGGCAGGUUACCCAUAGGGAUCAGCUAACCCCAGAGGGCAGGUUACCCAUAGGGAUCAGCUAACCCUAGGGGCAGGUUACCCAUAGGGAUCAGCUAACCACAGGGGCAGGUUACCCAUAGGGAUCAUCUAACCACAGGGGCAGGUUACCCAUAGGGAUCAGCUAAUCCCAGGGGCAGGUUACCCAUAGGUAUCAGCUAACCACAUAGGGAUCAGCUAACCCCAGGGGCAGGUUACCUGUAGGGAUCAGCUAACCCCAGGGGCAGGUUACCCGUAGGGAUCAACUAACCCCAGGGGCAGGUUACCCGUAGGGAUCAGCUAACCCCAGGGGCAGGUUACCCGUAGGGAUCAGCUAACCCCAGGGGCAGGUUACCCGUAGGGAUCAGCUAACCCCAGGGGCAGGUUACCCGUAGGGAUCAGCUAACCCCAGGGGCAGGUUACCCGUAGGGAUCAGCUAACCCCAGGGGCAGGUUACCCGUAGGGAUCAGCUAACCACAGGGGCAGGUUACCCGUAGGGAUCAGCUAACCCCAGGGGCAGGUUACCCAUAGGGAUCAGCUAACCCCAGGGGCAGGUUUCCCAUAGGGAUCAGCUAACCCCAGGGACAGGUUACCCAUAGGGAUCAGCUGACCACAGGGGUAGGUUACCCAUAGGGAUCAUCUAACCACAGGGGUAGGUUACCCAUAGGGAUCCUCUAACCACAGGGGCAGGUUACCCAUGGGGAUCCUCUAACCACAGGGGCAGGUUACCCAUGGGGAUCCUCUAACCACAGGGGCAGGUUACCCAUAGGGAUCAGCUAACCCCAGGGGCAGGUUACCCAUAGGGAUCAGCUAACCCCAGGGGCAGGUUACCCAUAGGGAUCCUCUAACCCCAGGGGCAGGUUACCCAUAGGGAUCAUCUAACCCCAGGGGCAGGUUACCCAUAGGGAUCAUCUAACCCCAGGUGCAGGUUACCCAUAGGGAUCAGCUAACCACAUAGGGAUCAUCUAACCACAGGGGCAGGUUACCCAUAGGGAUCAUCUAACCACAGGGGCAGGUUACCCAUAGGGAUCCUCUAACCACAGGGGCGGGUUACCCAUAGGGAUCCUCUAACCACAGGGGCGGGUUACCCAUAGGGAUCAUCUAACCACAGGGGCGGGUUACCCAUAGGGAUCAUCUAACCACAGGGGCGGGUUACCCAUAGGGAUCAGCUAACCACAGGGGCAGGUUACCCAUAGGGAUCAGCUAACCACAGGGGCAGGUUACUCAUAGGGAUCAUCUAACCACAGGGGCAGGUUACCCAUAGGGAUCAGCUAACCACAUAGGGAUCAGCUAACCACAGGGGCAGGUUACCCAUAGGGAUCCUCUAACCCCAAGGGCAGGUUACCCAUAGGGAUCAUCUAACCCUAUGGGCAGGUUACCCAUAGGAAUCAGCUAACCACAGGGGCAGGUUACCCAUAGGGAUCAGCUAACCACAGGGGCAGGUUACCCAUAGGGAUCAGCUAACCACAGGGGCAGGUUACUCAUAGGGAUCAUCUAACCACAGGGGCAGGUUACCCAUAGGGAUCAGCUAACCACAUAGGGAUCAGCUAACCACAGGGGCAGGUUACCCAUAGGGAUCCUCUAACCCCAAGGGCAGGUUACCCAUAGGGAUCAUCUAACCCUAUGGGCAGGUUACCCAUAGGAAUCAGCUAACCACAGGGGCAGGUUACCCAUAGGGAUCAGCUAACCACAGGGGCAGGUUACCCAUAGGGAUCAUCUAACCACAGGGGCAGGUUACCCAUAGGGAUCAGCUAACCCCAGUGGCAAGUUACCCAUAGGGAUCCUCUAACCACAUAGGGAUCAGCUAACCACAUAGGGAUCGGCUAGCCACAGGGGCAGGUUACCCAUAGGGAUCAGCUAACCCCAUAGGCAGGUUACCAAUAGGGAUCAGCUAACCCCAGAGGGCAGGUUACCCAUAGGGAUCAUCUAACCACAGGGGCAGGUUACCCAUAGGGAUCAGCUAACCACAGAGGCAGGUUACCCAUAGGGAUCAUCUAACCACAGGGGCAGGUUACCCAUAGGGAUCAGCUAAUCCCCGGGGCAGGUUACCCAUAGGGAUCAGCUAACCACAUAGGGAUCAGCUAACCCCAGGGGCAGGUUACCCGUAGGGAUCAGAUAACCCCAGGGGCAGGUUACCCGUAGGGAUCAGCUAACCCCAGGGGCAGGUUACCCAUGGGGAUCAACUAACCCCAGGGGCAGGUUACCCAUAGGGAUCAGCUAACCCCAGGGGCAGGUUACCCAUAGGGAUCAGCUAACCCCAGGGGCAGGUUACCCAUAGGGAUCAGCUAACCCCAGGGGCAGGUUACCCAUAGGGAUCUGCUAACCACAGGGGUAGGUUACCCAUAGGGAUCAGCUAACCCCAGGGGCAGGUUACCCACAGGGAUCCUCUAACCACAUAGGGAUCAGCUAACCCCAGGGGCAGGUUACCCAUAGGGAUCAGCUAACCCCAGGGGCAGGUUACCCAUAGGGAUCAGCUAACCACAUAGCGAUCAGCUAACCACAGGGGCAGGUUACCCAUAGGGAUCCUCUAACCCCAGGGGCAGGUUACCCAUAGGAAUCAUCUAACCCCAUGGGCAGGUUACCCAUAGGGAUCAGCUAACCACAGGGGCAGGUUACCCAUAGGGAUCAGCUAACCACAGGGGCAGGUUACCCAUAGGGAUCAUAUAACCCCAUGGGCAGGUUACCCAUAGGGAUCAUCUAACCCCAGGGGCAGGUUACCCAUAGGGAUCAGCUAACCACAGGGGCAGGUUACCCAUGGAGAUCAGCUUACCACAUAGGGAUCAUCUAACCACAGGGGCAGGUUACCCAUAGGGAUCAUCUAACCACAGGGGCAGGUUACCCAUAGGGAUCAUCUAACCACAGGGGUAGGUUACCCAUAGGGAUCCUCUAACCCCAUGGACAGGUUACCCAUAGGGAUCAGCUAACCACAUAGGGAUCAGCUAACCACAGGGGCAGGUUACCCAUAGGGAUCCUCUAAUCCCAGGGGCAGGUUACCCAUAGGGAUCAUCUAACCCCAUGGGCAGGUUACCCAUAGGGAUCAGCUAACCGCAGGGGCAGGUUACCCAUAGGGAUCAACUAACCACAGGGGCAGGUUACCCAUAGGGAUCAUCUAACCCCAUGGGCAGGUUACCCAUAGGGAUCAUCUAACCCCAGGGGCAGGUUACCCAUAGGGAUCAGCUAACCACAGGGGCAGGUUACCCAUGGGGAUCAGCUAACCACAAGGGCAGGUUACCCAUAGGGAUCCUCUAACCCCAGGGGCAGGUUACCCAUAGGGAUCCUCUAACCCCAUGGACAGGUUACCCAUAGGGAUCAGCUAACCACAAGGGCAGGUUACCCAUAGGGAUCCUCUAACCCCAGGGGCAGGUUAUCCAUAGGGAUCCUCUAACCCCAUGGACAGGUUACCCAUAGGGAUCAUCUAACACCAGGGACAGGUUACCCAUAGGGAUCAGCUAACCACAUAGGGAUCAGCUAACUACAGGGGCAGGUUACCCAUAGGGAUCAGCUAACCACAUAGGGAUCAGCUAACCACAGGGGCAGGUUACCCAUAGGGAUCAUCUAACCACAGGGGCAGGUUACCCAUAGGGAUCAUCUAACCACAGGGGUAGGUUACCCAUAGGGAUCAGCUAACCACAGGGGCAGGUUACCCAUAGGGAUCCUCUAACCACAUAGGGAUCAGCUAACCACAUAGGGAUCAGCUAACCACAGGGGCAGGUUACCCAUAGGGAUCAUCUAACCCCAGGGGCAGGUUACCCAUAGGGAUCAUCUAACCCCAGGGGCAGGUUACCCAUAGGGAUCAGCUAACCACAUAGGGAUCAGCUAACCACAGGGGCAGGUUACCCAUAGGGAUCAGCUAACCACAUAGGGAUCAGCUAACCACAGGGGCAGGUUACCCAUAGGGAUCAUCUAACCACAGGGGCGGGUUACCCAUAGGGAUCAUCUAACCACAGGGGCGGGUUACCCAUAAGGUAUCCUCUAACCCCAGGGGCAGGUUACCCAUAGGGAUCAUCUAACCACAGGGGCAGGUUACCCAUAGGGAUCAACUAACCCCAGGGGCAGGUUACCCAUAGGGAUCAGCUAACCCCAGGGGCAGGUUACCCAUAGGGAUCAGCUAACCCCAGGGGCAGGUUACCCAUAGGGUUCAGCUAACCACAGGGGCAGGUUACCCAUAGGGAUCAACUAACCCCAGGGGCAGGUUACCCAUAGGGAUCAGCUAACCACAGGGGCAGGUUACCCAUAGGGAUCCUCUAACCCCAGGGGCAGGUUACCCAUAGGGAUCAUCUAACCCCAGGGGCAGGUUACCCAAAAGGAUCGGCUAACCACAGGGGCAGGUUACCCAUAGGGAUCAGCUAACCACAUUGGGAUCAGCUAACCACAGGGGCAGGUUACCCAUAGGGAUCAGCUAACCACAUUGGGAUCAGCUAACCACAGGGGCAGGUUACCCAUAGGGAUCAUCUAACCACAGGGGCAGGUUACCCAUAGGGAUCAUCUAACCACAGGGGUAGGUUACCCAUAUGGAUCACCUAACCACAGGGGUAGGUUACCCAUAGGGAUCAGCUAACCCCAGGGGCAGGUUACCCAUAGGGAUCCUCUAACCACAUAGGGAUCAACUAACCACAUAGGGAUCAGCUAACCACAGGGGCAGGCUACCCAUAGGGAUCAGCUAACCCCAGGGGCAGGUUACCCGUAGGGAUCAGCUAACCCCAGGGGCAGGUUACCCGUAGGGAUCAGCUAACCCCAGGGGCAGGUUACCCGUAGGGAUCAGCUAACCCCAGGGGCAGGUUACCCGUAGGGAUCAGCUAACCACAGGGGCAGGUUACCCGUAGGGAUCAGCUAACCCCAGGGGCAGGUUACCCAUAGGGAUCAGCUAACCCCAGGGGCAGGUUUCCCAUAGGGAUCAGCUAACCCCAGGGACAGGUUACCCAUAGGGAUCAGCUGACCACAGGGGUAGGUUACCCAUAGGGAUCAUCUAACCACAGGGGUAGGUUACCCAUAGGGAUCCUCUAACCACAGGGGCAGGUUACCCAUGGGGAUCCUCUAACCACAGGGGCAGGUUACCCAUAGGGAUCAGCUAACCCCAGGGGCAGGUUACCCAUAGGGAUCAGCUAACCCCAGGGGCAGGUUACCCAUAGGGAUCAGCUAUCCCCAGGUGCAGGUUACCCAUAGGGAUCAACUAACCCCAGGGGCAGGUUACCCAUAGGGAUCAGCUAACCACAGGGGCAGGUUACCCAUAGGGAUCCUCUAACCCCAGGGGCAGGUUACCCAUAGGGAUCAUCUAACCCCAGGGGCAGGUUACCCAUAGGGAUCAUCUAACCCCAGGUGCAGGUUACCCAUAGGGAUCAGCUAACCACAUAGGGAUCAUCUAACCACAGGGGCAGGUUACCCAUAGGGAUCAUCUAACCACAUAGGGAUCAUCUAACCACAGGGCAGGUUACCCAUAGGGAUCACCUAACCACAGGGGCAGGUUACCCAUAGGGAUCAGCUAACCACAGGCAGGCAGGUUAACCCAUAGGGAUCAGGGAUCAGCUACCCAUAGGGAUCAGCUAACCACAGGGGCAGGUUACCCAUAGGGAUCAUCUAACCACAGGGGCAGGUUACCCAUAGGGAUCAGCUAAUCCCAGGGGCAGGUUACCCAUAGGUAUCAGCUAACCACAUAGGGAUCAGCUAACCCCAGGGGCAGGUUACCUGUAGGGAUCAGCUAACCCCAGGGGCAGGUUACCCGUAGGGAUCAACUAACCCCAGGGGCAGGUUACCCGUAGGGAUCAGCUAACCCCAGGGGCAGGUUACCCAUAGGGAUCAGCUAACCACAGGGGUAGGUUACCCAUGGGGAUCCUCUAACCACAGGGGCAGGUUACCCAUGGGGAUCCUCUAACCACAGGGGCAGAUUACCCAUGGGGAUCCUCUAACCACAGGGGCAGGUUACCCAUGGGGAUCCUCUAACCACAGGGGCAGGUUACCCAUAGGGAUCAUCUAACCACAGGGGUAGGUUACCCAUAGGGAUCCUCUAACCCCAGGGGCAGGUUACCCGUAGGGAUCAUCUAACCCCAGGGGCAGGUUACCCGUAGGGAUCAGCUAACCCCAGGGGCAGGUUACCCGUAGGGAUCAGCUAACCCCAGGGGCAGGUUACCCGUAGGGAUCAGCUAACCCCAGGGGCAGGUUACCCGUAGGGAUCAGCUAUCCCCAGGGGCAGGUUACCCGUAGGGAUCAGCUAACCCCAGGGGCAGGUUACCCGUAGGGAUCAGCUAACCCCAGGGGCAGGUUACCCGUAGGGAUCAGCUAACCCCAGGGGCAGGUUACCCGUAGGGAUCAGCUAACCCCAGGGGCAGGUUACCCGUAGGGAUCAGCUAACCCCAGGGGCAGGUUACCCGUAGGGAUCAGCUAACCACAGGGGCAGGUUACCCGUAGGGAUCAUCUAACCACAGGCGUAGGUUACCCAUAGGGAUCCUCUAACCACAGGGGCAGGUUACCCAUGGGGAUCCUCUAACCACAGGGGCAGGUUACCCAUGGGGAUCAUCUAACCACAGGGGCAGGUUACCCAUAGGGAUCAUCUAACCACAGGGGCAGGUUACCCAUAGGGAUCAGCUGACCACAGGGGUAGUGUACCCCGUAGAGAUAAGCUACUCGCAGGGGUAGCUUACCAUAAACGCCAUAACAGCUUUCAGGAUACUUACCUUACUGGUACUCUGCUUUGGGGGGACUUCCUGCCCGCUCAGGCAGUUCCCCUCCAUCUGAAAGGCCCCUGCUAGCCAUGUAAUCGCUCUCACAAAGCAAUCCCCUGAUGAUGUUGGGGGGGAAUUAUAGCACAGAAAGAUAUAAAGAGGUGAAUUAUAAAUGAAAAGACAGUCAAAAUCUAGGGUUUGUUUUGAUAUGUAUACAAUUACCGCCGUCGUUAAGGGGACAGGGACACUGCAGCCAGACCACUUCAAUGAGAUGAAGUGGUCUGGGUGCCUAUAGUGUUCCUUUUACUAUGAAACUGCAAUGUUUUAAGUCGUAGGGUUAAAAUGACAGGACCAAUGCACCCAGACCACUUCAUUGACAUGGUCCUUUAACGAAUGUUCUUUGUGUGUCUCUCUGACAAUUGUUGGUUUCGGGGUAUAACAUUCUGUAACUCACCCACCUUCUGAUGCAGAUUCUUUGAUUUACUGCAGCGGAUAUCUAUGACAAGGUGGCGGCCGAAAUCGAGAAGAAUAAUGUGUACGACUGUGAAUGUCUUGGAGGAGGGAGAAUCAGUCAUUCGAGCAAGGACAAGAAAAUCCACAUCUACGGAUACUCUCUGGUGAAUAGCCAACUCGUCUUAAAUAUAAAUGGCUUUAUAUUCAAUAACUCACUGAGAUAGUAUCACAAGAAAUGUAUAACUGGCUUCACCUUUUGAAAGCAGUGAGCUGGGAGAAAGAAUGUGAAUUAAAACUGUAUUCUUAUUUUUUUUUUUUGGUUUAGUAUUUUUUGUAGAAUUCCCUUUGUGGUCAGUGAUGGCAAAAUGUGGAAAUGAAAUAACCGAAUAGCUGUCUUUUUUUGAAAUGCAUAUUUUCUAAUUACAAGUGAAAUAGACCCCAUUCAGUAAAAACAAUUUAUAGAUCUACUAUAACAUGGGGCUGUCCUGUUAAGACAAAAUCUCAUUUAAGGGCAUUGCAUUCUUGCCUUGCAGGGUUUCGGACGAGCAAGGCACGCUGUGUCUAUGGAAAAAAUCCAAGCCAAAUAUCCGGAUUAUAAAGUGACCUGGGCAGAUGAAGGAUAUUAA